GGCACGAGCCGGAUGCAGACACGGAUCUUCAUCUUCAGUCUUGGAAAAGUUGAGGCUCCUAAAGUUGCAGGUUCUUUUGGUUGUAGAAGGAGAACUGGUGAUGGGGUGUAGGGCGGCUGUCGGGGUCCUGCGGCCUGUCCAACUCAUGCUGCUGCUCCUCGUCUUCAUCAUGCUGGCUGUGGUUUGUGCAGCGGGCUCGGACUACUACAAUCUGUUGGGAGUCAGCAGGGAGGCAACGACCAGAGAGAUACGACAGGCGUUUAAGAAGCUAGCGCUCACCAUGCACCCUGACAAAAACCCUGGUGACCCCUCAGCCCAUGACAGGUUUCUGAAGGUGAACCGGGCUUAUGAAGUUCUGAAAGAUGAAGACCUGAGAAAGAAAUACGAUAAGUAUGGAGAGAAGGGACUCGACGAGCAGCAGGGAGGACGUUACGAGAGCUGGAACUACUACAGAUAUGACUUUGGAAUCUAUGAUGACGAUUUGGAGAUUAUCACUCUGGACAGUGGCGACUUUGAAGCAGCAGUAAACUCUGGAGAAAUCUGGUUUGUCAACUUUUAUUUCCCACGAUGCUCGCAUUGUCACCAGCUGGCUCCAACGUGGAGAGAGUUUGCCAAAGACAUGGACGGAGUGAUCCGGAUUGGAGCGGUGAACUGUGGAGACAACAACCACCUCUGCAGAAGGAGAGGCAUCCACAGUUACCCUAGCCUGUAUAUUUACAGAGCAGGACAGAGACCAGAGAAGUUCACUGGGGAGAGAACUAAAGACAACCUGGUUGGCUUUUCCAUGCAGUUCAUCACAACAACUGUCACUGAGCUCCAGCAGGGUAAUGUUUUCACUGAAAUGGAGAGUGCAUUUGCAUCAGGGCUUGGAUGUCUGAUCACCUUCUGCUCUGACACUGGAGAUUGUUUGGAGCCAAGAACGAGACAGAAGCUUGCUGGGAUGUUGGAUGGCCUGGCUAAGGUGGGGUGGAUGGACUGCACUGUUCAGCAACAGCUAUGUGACAGUUUCCAGGUAACAAGUGGAGCAACUGCCUUGUUUCCACCUGAAAGUGCUCUGGAUAAACAGGACAGUGUACUGUGGUUGAAGACUUUGGACAGUAGAGAGAUUUAUAAUCAGGUCAUCAACCAUCUGCCUGAUCUGGAACUGCUGACCAGUGACAGCUUUGAGAAAAAACUGGCUCAUCAUCGCUGGUUGAUCAGUUUUACGUUUGGUGAUCGAAGUACAGCCUCCAACGAAUACAAGAAGCUCAAAGCCUUUCUACGAAAAGACCACAUACAGGUUGGCAGAGUCGACUGCAAAGCAGAUUCAGGAUUGUGUCAGUCUCUCUACAUCCAUAAACCCUGUGUGGCUGUCUUUAAAGGAUUGGGGAUUCAUGACUUUGAGAUCCACCAUGGUAAAGAUGUGUUGUACAACAUUGUGAGCUUUGCAAGGGACAGUGUUCAUGCUCAUGUGACGACGUUGAAGCCAGACAACUUCCCCUCAGACAGGAAGGAGCCGUGGCUCGUUGAUUUCUUUGCUCCGUGGUGUCCUCCAUGUCGAGCUUUACUGCCUGAAUUGAGAAAAGCUUCGGUCCAGUUGGCUGGACAGAUCAGGUUUGGUACUCUGGACUGUACCAUCCAUCACAACUUGUGCUCCACAUAUAAUAUUCAAGCUUAUCCCACCACGGUGAUCUUUAACGGCUCCUCUGUUCAUGAGUAUGAAGGGCAUCACUCAGCUGACGGCAUCCUGGAGUUCAUACAGGAUCUGGUCAGUCCAUCUGUGGUGGUCCUGGACCCCUCCAGCUUUACAGAAAGAGUAAAAGGUCGAGCUGGCGAACAGAUCUGGGCUGUGGAUUUCUACGCUCCCUGGUGUGGUCCCUGUCAGGCUCUGAUGCCUGAGUGGAGGCGCAUGGCCCGGAUGCUGUCGGGUCAGAUCCUGGUUGGCUCAGUUGACUGUCAGCGCUUCCAGACAUUCUGUCAGAGUCAGGGUGUGAGGGCGUACCCUGAAAUCCGUCUGUACACUGGAAACGCCAAACAGCAAGACCGCUACACGACUUACAAUGGCUGGCACCGAGACGCACAGUCACUCCGAUCAUGGGCUCUCAGUGCUUUGCCUCGAUCUUCAGUGGACCUGACUCCAGACACCUUCAGGUCUCAGAUUCUGUUGGGUCGUGAUCACUGGGUUCUGGAUUUUUAUGCUCCUUGGUGUGGACCUUGUCAGCACUUUGCCCCAGAGUUUGAGGUCCUGGCUCGGAUACUUAAAGGGGAGGUCCGAGCAGGCAAGAUAGACUGUCAGGCUCAUUAUCAGACCUGUCAGUCAGCUGGAAUCACUGCCUACCCAACGGUCCGAUUUUACUCAUACCUGGGAACAAAGAGGCCUGAACAAGGCGGAGAGCACAUCAAUAGUCGGGACGCAAAUACAAUUGCUGACAUCAUCAGACAUCGUCUGGAACAGCUGUCACCACGGUUACACAGCACAACAAGGGAUGAGCUCUGAUGAAGGAGGCUGCUGUGUGAAAUACGACAGAUCUGAUUGGUCAGAGAGGGAUGUAGGUGGAUUUGAUUGGUCCAGAGAGUUGAUCAGUCAGCCAACACUCUGAGAGGACUUCAGCUGGAACACAGAGGCACGCACUGACUGCUACAGCUGUGAUCCUCAAUGAAAUGAACACUUUUGCCUUGUUUUUAUUUGCUUUUAUUUUGUCUCCAUUGUUUGUAUUUACUCUAUGAAGUAAAAUUGUGGGACACUGGGAUACUGUUUAUGUUACUGCAUACAAUCGCACACAGAACCAAAUCAUGACAUAUUAUUGUAAAUUAGUGUUCUUAUUGGAACGAUUUAAGAAUAAAACACAUUACAAUAUUUUCCAAAUCACUUUUUAAAACUUUUGUGUCUGUAUUGUGUUUAUUAAAAAGGUAAUUUAAGAUGAUAAGAUUUU
Messenger RNA from Nematolebias whitei (Rio pearlfish), 2912 nucleotides. RefSeq names its product DnaJ (Hsp40) homolog, subfamily C, member 10 (gene dnajc10). Lineage: Eukaryota; Metazoa; Chordata; Actinopteri; Cyprinodontiformes; Rivulidae. The coding region runs from base 101 to 2476 and encodes 791 amino acids. The record is from RefSeq and is a predicted model, not a curated record. The transcript is spliced from 25 exons.